AUGGCCGAAUUUCAUAGUCAGCCGAAAAUAUGCACGGCCUUCAACCUGCACAAACGUUGGUGUUUCCUGAUCCUGCUGUUACUAGUUCCAGUUAUCUUCGGCCAGGGUCUUCCGGGGAAUUGGGGAACGCCCCCUCUCGUUUCAAUGGAUGAGGAAAAAAUAAAAAUCGACGAAUACGAUUCGAACUUUAACUCCUUGUGGAUCACGAUAUGGGAGGGAAUGGCAGUUCCCUUUAAGAUGAUUAAACUGAAUUACCUCGGCGAAAGUAUAAAUAUAGGAAGCCAAUCUGCAGGUUUGGGAGCACAGAUAUCUGAUGAAGCAGGCGAUUUGUUUAUCGUCAUCCACAAUCAGAUUGAUUACGAGCAAAAUCAGCAUCACAUAUACCAGCUCACACUAGCUCUUGACGGUGAUAACACAAAAACUAUCGAAAUGCCUUUUAGAUUAGUCAACAUACUGGAUAACGCUCCUGUUAUGUCCAGUGAUAACGAUUGCGUAAUAGAGGAAGGUCGCGCAGACUUUCUUUCCAACUGCAGUUAUACGGUAUACCACGCGGACGGCUUCGAUGAGAAAGGAAUCGAAGGACAGUACACGAAUGAGUUGGAGUUCGUUAUUCCUGGUGACGAGGCUGAGCUUUUCGAGUUUGAGGAUACUACCGAUCCCAAUAGUAGAGAUCGCACUAGAAAACAAUUUAAACUAAGAGUUCUAAAAUCUUUGGACUAUACUCAGCGGGCGGUGUACAGCUUUCCCGUCACGGUGUACGAUUUGGACAGAACGCACAACUUCACGCUGAACCUGGUCAUACAGGUUCAAAAUGUCGAAAGCCGUCCACCCAUUUUCACCAAACCGUUUACGACACAGCGCAUUAUGGAAAAGCGAGAGUUCGAAACGAGGGUAGUCGCCAUCGACGGCGACACCGGACUCAACGCCACGGUGUGUUACGGAAUAACAGUGGAGGAAGAAGAUUAUAGCAGAUAUUUCCAUAUCGGGCGCGAAACUGGAAUUCUGAACGUGGAUAAAAUCGAUCGAGACGAAUUGCAGAAUGAAUUCUACAAGUUUACGAUAUCCGCCUUUAAAUGCCAUAAUGAAUCGUAUAUUACCACCAUUGAGGCUGCUAUUAUCUUGGACGAUGAUAACGAUCAUUAUCCGAAGUUUGAGGUUACUCCGACGAACCUGAUCUUCUGGGAAAAUACAUUGAUGAAUCUUCCACUGGAAACGUUUAAUAUCAAUGAUCCAGACCUGGGAGAUAAUGGAACGUACGAGGUAAAGUUACACGAGAUAGUCUCUGACAAAGAUCUACCAGGAGCUGCUUCGUUCAGUAUUGUUCCGACCAGUGGUUAUCAGCUAGCAUCUUUCACACUUACCAUCGUUAAUACUGUCCAGCUAGACUACGAGCUUCCGGAGCGCCAGUUCUUUCAAUUGAUAGUAACGGCUAGGGAGCUGGCAAACAGCUCUCAUACAGAACAACAAGUUCUUAACAUUACACUGGAGAAUUGGAACGAUGAAGUUCCAGCGUUUGAUCAGAAUACCUAUCAGAUCGAAAUAAAUGAAACCAUCGGCGAGAACUAUCCAUUGGUGCAAGUUCACGUCACCGAUCGUGACAUAGACGAUAACGUGUCACUACGUAUUCUCAGCCGUAUUAGUAAUGAUCUUGUGAUUACACGGUUGGAGGAUGAUUCGAGCGAACCAUCUUCAGUGCCCACGUUUAGCUUCGAAAUCAGUACCGCCCGAAAUGCCAUUUUCGACUGGGAUGUAUCUCCCGAAGUGAUCGUUCAGUUGGAAGCUCAAGAUACUCUUCAAACGAGCAAAAACGAACCGCUCCACCAGGUAUUUGCGCAGCUGGUAAUCACCGUGCUUGAUGUUAACAAUAAACCUCCCUUGAUUACACUGCCGCGAGGAAGAAUGCACAUCGCAGAGAACUCACAACCUAACACGGUGAUUAUGGUCGACGAGAUAGAUGCUGAAAUCAUCGGAACUGAUCCGGAUUCCACAGCUGAACUCCGGUUUUCGAUAGAUUGGCAGAAAAGUUAUGGAGUCAAAGGAGGCUUACAGAUUUCACCGGACGUCUUUGAAGGUUGCCUGGUUUUUGAAGUUGAUAAUUCUAAUCGAAACCGGAUCGUUGGAAAAAUACGGGUGAAUCCAAACCUUGACCAGAACGCCAUCAACAAAAAGUUGGAUUAUGAAGAGUACGAAACGCUAUUUCUAACGGUGACACUGGUAGACUCGAACCAGGUGAUUCCACCGGGAGAUGCGGAAACCGUCGUAGUUAUUCAGAUAGAAGAUGUGAACGAUAAUGCUCCGGAGUUUGUUGGAAACACACUGCAGAUCGAGCGAUCUGUUCUGGAAGAAGCCGAAACGGGAACGAUUGUUGGGAGCAUAACCGCUAGAGACAGGGAUGGUCCAAAAUUCAAUCAGAUCAGUUAUAUGUUAACUCCACAGCAGGUAGAACACGAAGGCUGGAUAAUGAUAGACCCAACGGGAAUGUUGUUAGUAAAUGCUACGAAGAAAAAAAUUGACUGCGAUGUCCCAAUUACCUUUUUCAUUCCGCUGGACAUUACUCUCACUGAUGGUCUUUUUGAAACAAAAGGAUCAAUUGAGAUUGCCAUCACAGAUACGAACAAUAAGAUCCCUUCGUUCGAAACCAUUCCAGAGCAGGUGGAAAUUUUGGAAAAAUCAACCUCCGGAACGGAGAUUUUGCUCAUGCAAGUAAAUGAUCUGGACCGGGACGAACCGUACCAUACGGUUGCAUUCGAAAUUGAUUACAAGACAAGUUCCGAAAAUCUGCAGAAUUACUUCGAGGUGAACCGAAUAGUGGAAUCUGUUCCGGCGAAUCGAGGUGCCCUACAAAAGGGGGCAAUAGUGGUGAAACAAAACAAUCGAUUACUGGAUCGGGACAGUGGAAUAGAUAGGUUUACCAUUAGCGUUAAAGCUCACGACAAUCCGAAUAGCUCGGGACGGCGCAAUACGGCGGACGCGCUCUUUACGCUGAUUCUGCUGGAUAUCAAUGACAACAACCCGGUGCUGCCAGAUCUCGCGGAUUUGCGACUCAAAGAGGACGCACUAGAAACCGAGCCAGUAGUUGAUAGUUUUACUGCUACCGAUCGAGACGAUAGAAGUACUCCAAAUGCGAAGAUCAAUUACCGACUGACGGGCAUCACAGCAGCCGGUGACAAUUCCGUUGAGGCAGCUGCAAACCAGGAAGUUGUCGAAAGUCUGUUCACACUGCAGCAGACAGACGAAUACGUGGCUCGGCUCGCCGUCGGACGGAAUCUGAAGGGUUUCUACGGCAGGUGGGAGAUUGGGAUUGAGGCCUGCGACCGGGGUGAUGAGUACACGGUAGUGGAAAACAGUCCUAGCUUGUGUAGCAGUGCGACCUACACGAUACGAGUAGAUCCGGUCAACUACAUGGCACCAGUGAUUAACUAUCCUACCAACGAAGAAAGGAUUCGACUGAAAUUCGAGUCUCUGGCGAAUGGACGACCACUGGUGAACGUGCAAGGAGAGACAAUUCCGAAUUUCUCCGCUACGGACACGGACGGCGGGGACUAUGGAGUGGUGACUUUUUCACUGCAGAGCACGAACCGUAAGAAUCGAAGCCAGGACCACCUGUUCUUUGCGCUGAACACUCUGGACCAGCAUCACGCUCAACUGGAGCUGCUGAAUGCUGAAGCAGUCGAAGCAAAACCCUAUCAGGUGACUGUUACCGCCAUUGAUGGCGGAAACCUAUUGGCCGAACCGGUCAAGGUGGUAAUAGUUUUCGUCGAUAUGACUGGUGAACCGGCAUUCGAAAUAACUGUUUUCGACACGGAUUUUACAGAAAACGAACUAGGCCUGCAGGAAAUUCGAAUCAUCCCGGCAGCCGUCGAUCCGAAGAAUGCCGAACUUCCACCGGAGGAUCACAAGAAUGUAUUCUACUUCAUCGACUAUUCUUACGGAACAUCCAGUAAUCUGUUCCAGUUAAAUAAAGAAACUCGUGAGCUUCGCCUAAACCGGGAACUGGACCGUGAAGAGAUUGCUUCGCACGAAAUCCGAGUCAUUGCGAGCAACAAUAUCAACGGACCAUCGACGCCGACUCCGGCAGACUCAACGGCGGCCCUGAUCGUGCGAAUCAAAGUAAAUGACGUCAAUGACAAUCCACCGAAGUUCCGCUUGCACGCAUACUCGGCCGGUAUUACCACGAACGACUAUAGCGGGAAAAUCUUGUUCACAGCGAUUGCCGACGAUCCGGAUGAGGAUGAUGUUGUAACUUAUAGUAUCGACGCAGCUUCACUGGAAGCGCAUGGUAAUAAUCUACCGACCUCUCCGAUGCCGUUCAAUAUGGGCAGAGAAAAUGGUCAGCUAUCACUGGCGACUCAAAUCCAGAAUACGAUGAAGGGUUUCUAUACGUUUACGAUUAUCGCCACCGAUCUCGUUGACCACACGGCUACGGCAUCCGUGAAGAUCUACCUGAUUACAGAAUCCAACCGCGUAAAGUUCGUAUUCCUUAACUACAAGACGGAAGUCGAUACUCCAGAAAUAAGAAACUUCGUAAAGGAACAGUUUACUGCGUAUUAUGAAAUGGCUUGCAACAUCGAUGAUGUAGUUCAGGGUACGCUCGGGGAAGUGCAACGUGCUGAUGUCGAUCAACGAGUAACCGAUGUAAGAGCGCAUUUCAUUCGCGACAAUGAAGCCGUCGAGGCGCUAGAAAUUCAGCAACGUUCCAACGAUCGCGUAUUUGUGACCAACCUGAAAACGGCGCUUUCUGCCCGGCAGCUACUGCUGCAGGAUGUGCCCAUUACGAGCAUUGAAGCAAUCGAUGAACAACAAGAAUUGCUCCAAAUCGUGCUGAUUGUGGUUUCGUCCGCUCUGGCCGGAGUAUGCGUUAUACUACUGGUUGCGUUCUGCAUCAAGACGCGCAGCCUUACCCGGCAGCUGAAGGCUCUGUCGGCUCCCGAUUUUGUUUCCAUUGCUUCCGACAUCAACGGAGGUCGGAAGGUGCCCACGACAAACGUUUUCGCGACGGAGAGUUCCAAUCCGGUGUUGAAUGAUCGCGAAUUUCCCAAAGGAGCUUUCGAUGACAUUAGUGUUCAGUCAUAUGAAUCGGACUUUAUCGGUAUCGACAACGACCUCUUUAAAUCCAAUAGGAAGGACGAUGAAUUAAAUCCGCAACUUAUUGAACAUAUCAAGCAACGCUCACUGAACCCGAUGGUUAAUGGUGGAACAAAUCCGGGCAUCACUCUAAGGAGAGAAACAGAGUCCAGUACGGACGAACUGACACAUAAGUUCUGA
Sabethes cyaneus is the source of this 5265-nucleotide messenger RNA. Its product is annotated as cadherin-23-like. The record is from RefSeq and is a predicted model, not a curated record. The transcript is spliced from 21 exons. Gene Ontology annotation, biological process: homophilic cell-cell adhesion. Gene Ontology annotation, molecular function: calcium ion binding. Bases 1 to 5265 code for a protein of 1754 amino acids. NCBI's taxonomy places the organism in Eukaryota, Metazoa, Arthropoda, Insecta, Diptera, Culicidae. Gene Ontology annotation, cellular component: plasma membrane.